Molecule: messenger RNA, 1086 nt
Organism: Camarhynchus parvulus
Lineage: Eukaryota; Metazoa; Chordata; Aves; Passeriformes; Thraupidae
Product: formin-like protein 3
Exons: 3
Coding region: 1-1086 (361 amino acids)
Source: RefSeq, a predicted model, not a curated record
AUGGAAGCUAUCGCAAAGGUCUGCAGCGACACAAACCCCCCCGCGACCGAAUCCGGGGGAGAGCGGGACCCGGGCGCGAUCCAGACCCCCGCCGGGAGCGGUCCGGCUGAAAACGGGACCACGCGGGAACCGGGCACGCCCCGUUCCUGCCCGUGCCCGAGCCCGGACCCCCCGGGAGACCCCCCUAUCCCCCCGCGGGACCCGCCGGGUCCAGGACCCCCCUUGGAACCCUCCGAAACACCCGCGGUUUUUCCGCCCGCGCUCCCGCCGCCGCCGUCGCUGCCGCCGCCACCCCCCCGCCACUGCCCCACGUCCUCCGUCCCGCUCCCGGUGCCCGGUAUCGCUCCGGGACCGAUCGGCGCCGCCGCGGCAGCCCUGCAGCUGCCGCCGCCGCCGCCGCCCUUUGCACCCCCCGCACCCUCCGCCCCGUACCCGGUGCCCGCUACCGCGCCGGGGCCGUCCGGCGCCGGCUCGGGCGUCCCGCUCCCGCCGCUGCCGCCCAGCACACAGGGCGCCGAGCAGAUGCAGGCGGCGGAGCUGCGCGCGCGAUCCUUUUGGGGCGAUCUAGCCAGAGCCGCCCGCGCCGCGGACAAGGCAGCUGCCGAGAGCACGAGUCCGGCAGAGCUGCCGCUGCCGCCAUGUUGGUUCCAAGAUGGCGCGGACGGGCUCGGGGAGGGGCGGGGCCAACGUAGCCACGGCGGGAAAAGCUCGGAGACCACGGGAGACGCGGAUGCGCAGGCGCGGGGGGGCGGAGGGGGCAGGGUCUCGCCUGGGAGUCGGAUCCGAUAUCGCCUCCGUAUAAAGGGAGAGAUCCUCCCCUGCGGGAGGCGGGGCAAGCCCAGGGGGCGGGAGCGGCACCGCCUCCGAGGGGAGGAGCGGGGUCGGAGCAGAACAAAACGGCAGGGGGAGCCGGAAGCUCACAACCAGUUCACUUCCGAUUCUGAAGAGAGUAACAGCUCCGGUUCUACAGACCGCUCCGGGUUUAGCAGCGAUCCAGAGCCGGAAACAAUAAAAUCAAUGCGGUUUCGGGCGAAACCGAAGUUACAGGCGCCCAAGGUAAUCAACAACGAGUAUAUUCGCCUGUAA